Neltuma alba is the source of this 2503-nucleotide messenger RNA. RefSeq lists its product as uncharacterized. Gene Ontology annotation, biological process: heterochromatin formation. The record is from RefSeq and is a predicted model, not a curated record. Bases 210 to 2474 code for a protein of 754 amino acids. The transcript is spliced from 5 exons. NCBI's taxonomy places the organism in Eukaryota, Viridiplantae, Streptophyta, Magnoliopsida, Fabales, Fabaceae.
CUCUAUCUCUAUCUCUAUCUUCCUCCUAGUUUAUUCUUUUCCUUCCCUUCUUUCUCCUUGGCUGUGUGCACUCUCCCAUUUGCCCUCGCAGCGACACCCUCACUCUUCAUGUCUCUCUUAGUCUUUCGACGAACAACGGGGCAUCUUGAAUUUCCUCUUUCGACUCUCAGCUUCUCGCCUCUCUCCGUCUCUUGUUUGAGCCACAUAACAUGGAGUCUCGUCUGAGCCCCAUUGAGUCACCGACGACGUCUCGUUCUCAUCACUCUUGUCUCAGCCCCUCCAACGACGGCCAUUAUUGCAGAUUUGGGUCUAUCAACAUGACAUGUUCAGUAGUAAGCAGUGAUAAUCUUUCUUCUGUAAUGAGGCAAUCUCAGGUUGGAAAUGCAUCAAAAGAGAAGAAUGUGCAUGAAAAUGCCUCAGAUAAACCUCAAAUCAUGACAAGUGCAGAAGUAAGCUUUAGAAAGAAAAGAAAAAGGAAGAGGAGGCCAAAGAAAGGACAUGGUGCUACUGAAAGCAAUGAUAAUCUUUCUGCCGUGCCAAAAGAUGCUUUUUUAACUGAAACCUGUACUGCUGCUUUAGCUGUGCCUGCAAUGCAUCCAGAUGAACACUCUCUGAAUUCUGUAAUGAGGCAAUCUCAGGUUGACAAUGCAUCAAAAAAGAAGAACGUGCAUAGAAAGAAAAGAUGGAAGAAGAUAUGGAAGAAGAUGCGAAAGAAAGGACAUGAUGCUACGGAAAGCAAUCAUAAUCUAUCUGCUGUACUGAGUAAUGAUAAUUUUUCUGCUAUACCAAAAGAGAAGAAUGUGCUUGAAAAUUCCUUGGAGAAAUCUAAGAUUAUGACAAGUGCAGAAGUAAGAGUUGGAAAGAAAAGAAGUAAGAAGAGGAGAAAAAAAGCACGCGAUGCUACUAAAAGAAAUGAUAAUCUCUCUGCUGUUCAAAAAGAUGCCUUCUCAACUGAAACAUCUACAAGUGCUUUGGCUCUGCCGCCAACUCAUCUUGAUAAACACUCUCUGAAUUCUGUAAUGAGGCAAGCUCUAGUUGAAAAUGCAUCAAAAAAGAAGAAAGUGAAGAAUAGAGGUAAGAGGAGGCGGAAGAAACGACAUGAUGCUAGCGAAAACAACAAUCUUUCUGCUAUUCCAAAAGGCACAUUGUCAGUUGAAACUUCUACAGUUGCUAUGGUUAUGCCUCCAUCACAUCCAUUUCAACACCCUGUGGAUCCAAUAAUUGGGCAAUUUCUGGGUGAAAAUGAAAGAAAGGAGUUUCCUGAUUCCAACUAUCAAAGUGACUCUCUACCAAACCUCACUAGUGUGUUACCGAGCCACUAUGUCUCUCUUGAGCAAACCCCAGUCAAUGCCAUUAAUUACAUUUUUGAAGAACCCCAAGUGAAGGCAGUUGAUACUGAGGCUCAGCAAAUUGAGACAGUGUCUAGUCCGGUUGAUGCUUUACUAGCUAGCCAAUUUAAUCAUGACCCAGUCAAGGAGCCUCUACAACAACUACAGCAAUUACCUUCUGUAGAGCUUCUUGCUUUUAACCUGGGCACUUCCGGAGAGUUGCUAUACUCUUCCCAGCAAGUUGAGCCAGUCUGUCGGUCAAAUAAUGAAGCUUCUCUGUAUGGCCCUGUUAACCCUGCACUAAUGGAGGUUACAAAUCCUGCUGUUGUUCAUCCGGCCUCAAUUUUUGAACUUGAUUCGUGUAGACCCCUUGCUGCAUUCAAAACACAAUUAUUAGACCCAACUCCUUCAGAGAUCAAUAAUCAUCUCACACAAAUUGUAACCCAAUCAAUGGACAGGAUGCAUUCAGCUCUAGUCGCUGAUCCAUUAAAGAAUGAGUUGGACAGAUUACUUGGAGAAUCAGAGCAAACCAUGAAACACCAUAAAGAGACGAAAUUGCGGCUCAAAUCUGAUGGUGAGAGAGAAAUUGAGGAAGUUCACAGGAAGUAUGAUAUCAAGUUACAGGAGAAUGAGCUUGAGUUUCAACAAAGAAAGAAGAACCUGGAUACACGUCUAAGCUUAGUUCUCAUGAACAAGUUAUGGGCAGAGGCUUUUAGUUCUAAAUGCAUGGAUCUUGAAGUAUUUGGGGUACCAGAGAUUCAGCAAGACUCAAGUUUUAAACAGCAAAGUGAUACAAGGCCUUCUUCUACCCUUGCUGCAAGUCCACCUCAUGGGCCUCCUGCAUCUAACCCGCAACAUUUCGCCACUGCUGCUAUCUCUCAGACCAUGGUGCCACCUCCUGCAUCCAGCAUGCAGACAUUCUCUGCUCCAGCAAGCUCACAGAUUUUGGUGACACCUGUGCCUACUGCGGCUAGCUCUUCACCGUUGGUGCCACCUUUGCCCACUACAACUCGCUUACAGACCAUGGCGCCCCCUCAACUGGCUGCUUACAAUGCACCUCCAAGGCCACCCUGCAACAACUCCAUUCCUCCAUCGGCAAACCAUCAAGCUGGUACAGGGUUAUGCGCCACUCCGCACCAUCUCUAGCCUUAUAGACCCUCGACAUCUUUGCCUAA